GAAACGGACGCUGAGAAGUCAGGAGCAGUCGCAACCGGACCACCACAGUUGGCGUAGCUAUUACCGAUUACCGGACCGAUGUUAUUUAUAAUAUCAAUAACAUUAUUAUUAUCCCGGUAUACCUAGGUAUAGUUCAAACGUGUGCGACGCGUGUGCACCGCUGUUGGUUAAGAAGUAUCAAUAUUAUCGAACGCAGUUUUCUGUUUUACGCUCACCCGUCCGACGCGAUUUAAAUCCGGUCAUAGUGUCGUAUAGUUGCAGUUUGUCGUCUCGUCAAUUAUUAUUAUAUAUUAUAGGCAGCCGUUCCGACGCCAUCGAUGAAAACCCAAGUGCUCGCGACCCGUCUCCAAAACUAUUGAAUUUAUAUUAUUUUAGAUCCUAAUCGGAGCAAGGAAGAAAUUGCAGAGUUUUAUAACGAUAUCGAUCGAUAACGUACUGGGAUCGUUAUAGACCUGAUAUAGGAUCAGAAUUCGAGUGAGAUGUUUAUGCGUAAAAUCUGCGCAACGAAAACGACGACGAAAACUCAGGAAAUUCAGAAACGUAGUUCGGUGCCGAUUUGACAUCAGCAAUAUUAUCAUAACAAUUCAUCAGUCUGAAAGAAGAGACCGAAUACUGCAAAUUAAAGAUUGCAUUAAAUAACACACAUAGCCUAAAGAAAUGUCUUUACCGAUAUGUGUACUAUUGUCGUUUGCAUGGAUGCUGUUGGUGAGUUCGUCUUUGGCUGCCCAUCCACCGUCACCUUGCCCGGACACAUUCUCUUAUGAAGGAUCGGAACCGGAAAACAACAGGUGGUAUGGCGAGAUAUCAUUGCGGACUGACGAGAGUCUUGUCGGCAUCCGACUGGACGUUGAACUGGACCGACAAGCAGAUUUAAUGGUAUCAUGGAUGGGAGAGAUAACGACAAACGACAAUAUGAAAUUCACUGUAUUGAACUUAAACCAAAAACUGAAGCCCGGACCCCCUGUGUUGUCUAGGAUCAUGGUUAAGUUCAACCGGUCGACAGGAAGUCCAAAAUUGCGGUUCAUCCGACUUAACGGCCGUAAAAUCUGCCCUGAAGAUUCCAGUUACAGUUCCGGGUACGAAGAGGAAACCCGACCCUCACAAAGGCCACCACAGAGUACCAGAAGACCUGAUCCCGAGUUUGGUGCCAAUCCAGAUAAAUAUCCGAUAAGCAGUGGUAAUACCAAUCAUCAAGACAAGGACCAGUAUCCGGUUAACGGCGUCAACAAUAACCACCGUGACAAAGAAAAUCCUAUCAGACCAGGAUCGGAAUAUUCGCCACAGGAUGGCCGUCCGACGACCACCGAAGGAACUUACACGACUCGGAAGACAAACAGGGGAACGACAACUACAACAACGACGGUGCCCCGAAAUCCCUAUGAACUGCAGGGCAACGGAAAUGGAAACGGCAACGGCAACAAUAGACCGAACACGGUAACGUUGCAGGCCAGCAGCACCGACCCGAACAGUGAAAUAAACGGUGUCAUCAACGGGCUGCUGCAGAACCAGAACAGUAGAAACAAGACCGUCAUCAUAACCGUCAUCGACGAGAACCACAAUAACCGACCAAAUGUUGGUACCGGUGGUGGUCGACCGGAAAUUUCGGACAGUGGAAGUACGACUAGGCCGAAUGUAGGAAAUAACAGACCAACCGCUCAGCAGACCAACCAAAAGCCCAACGGAAACCAACAGAUCAACGGUAGCGGAAGCAGUGGAUCUUAUACAGGCUCUGUCAACUCGCUUUCGUCUAGAGGUCCCUCGUGCGGCGAAGUCAAGAUGGCCGUGCCGCUGGUGACCGCUGGACAGUCCACGUACAGGGGACAAUGGCCCUGGCACGUGGCGCUUUAUUUGAUCGAAGGCAUAAACUUGAGCUACCAUUGCGGCGGGUCGCUCGUGUCCAAGAAUAAAAUCAUUACGGCGGCUCAUUGCGUAACACACAAACUAAAUGACGCAGUCCUUAAUUCAACCAAAAUAGUCGUCUACCUCGGAAAAUACCAUCAGCUUCAGUACAGUGACGAGCUGGGCGUCCAGAUCAAACAGGUCGUCCAGAUAAAGGUAUUCCCGUCUUACAACAGCAGCUCAUACUUCGGAGACAUAGCUAUAUUGACGCUGUCCUCGGACGCCGAAUUCACAAGCUACGUGACCCCUGUGUGCCUUUGGGAAAAGAGGUCUGACAGUUUGGACGACAUCGUUGACAAAGACGGAACGGUCGUCGGUUGGGGCUUUGACGAAAACAACACACCGACCGAAGAACUGAAAAUGGCCAAGAUGCCGGUUGUAUCACAGGAAACGUGCCUCUGGAGCUACCCGCAAUUUUAUUCAGAAUUUACUUCCGAUAGAACGUUUUGCGCCGGCUUCAGAAAUGGGACAAGCGUAUGCAACGGAGACAGUGGCGGUGGCAUGGUAUUCUUGGAGAACCAUAGGUGGUACCUAAGAGGUAUCGUGUCCCUGACGGUGGCCAAAGACGGACUGCGGGUAUGCGACACUAAACAUUACGUGGUGUUCACGGACGUGGCCAAGUACUUGGAUUUCGUCUGGAAGAAUUUACAAUGAUGGCGUUCAUGUCUAAUCAAUGAUAUAAUAUAAUAUGAUAUAUUAUAAUGUAUAUUGUGCAUCAAUCGAACGCAUACGAUUUGUAUAUUAUUUAUAGUGUACCUAUGUAUGCCUUUCGCCGAUUCCUAUUAUAUGCGCACUUUGUGUUUAUAUUGCGAAUAUUUUAUACUCUUUUUACAGUUGAAAAAACAUUUUUUAGUGUGAUAAUAAUGAUAAGAAUAAUAAAAAAAGAGAACAAAAUAAA
Molecule: messenger RNA, 2797 nt
Organism: Rhopalosiphum padi (bird cherry-oat aphid)
Lineage: Eukaryota; Metazoa; Arthropoda; Insecta; Hemiptera; Aphididae
Product: serine proteinase stubble-like
Exons: 11
Coding region: 658-2553 (631 amino acids)
Biological process (GO): proteolysis
Molecular function (GO): serine-type endopeptidase activity
Source: RefSeq, a predicted model, not a curated record